Contarinia nasturtii (swede midge) is the source of this 796-nucleotide messenger RNA. RefSeq names its product vesicle transport v-SNARE 12 (gene Vti1b). Gene Ontology annotation, molecular function: SNARE binding; SNAP receptor activity. Gene Ontology annotation, biological process: regulation of protein localization to plasma membrane; retrograde transport, endosome to Golgi; vesicle fusion with Golgi apparatus. Gene Ontology annotation, cellular component: endoplasmic reticulum membrane; late endosome membrane; Golgi apparatus. The record is from RefSeq and is a predicted model, not a curated record. Bases 253 to 597 code for a protein of 114 amino acids. The transcript has a single exon. Lineage: Eukaryota; Metazoa; Arthropoda; Insecta; Diptera; Cecidomyiidae.
GUAAGAGUUUAUUUUUUAAGUACAUUUAUUUCAAAAUUACAACAACGGCAAAAAAAAAUGCGUCAUUUACAUUAAUACCUUACGAGAGGGACAAUAUUUUGACAUUUGUACGACAUAGACAAAAGUGAAUUCAAUAAAGAAAAAAGUCAACAACAUUAAAAAAACAUAAUCGUAUAUUAUUUGAGAUUCAUAUGUACUGGAUGUUGGUUGGAAUUUCGUCGAAAACAAAUCAGAUAAGAACAUUUCAAAAACAUGGCCGAUAGUGGAUAUGACUGGCAAGAUCAUAAUAGGCGAUUGGCACUGGAGGGACGUCAAAUACUCGAACGAACAUCAGCUAGUUUGGCGAGGUCGAAUCAAGUUGCAAUUGAAACCGAAAACAUUGGCACUGAAGUGAUAUCGGAAUUGGAUGAACAACGUGAAUCAUUGCUGCGUAGUCAGCGACGUCUUGAUGAAGCCAACGCUGACCUAUCCAAAUCAAGUGCCAUUUUACGUGCAAUGCAACGUAACAUUUUCUACAAUAAGCUAACAUUGAUUCUAAUUAUUGUUUUGGAAAUAUUUUGUUUGAUUGGAAUAAUCAUUCUUAAGGUUAAAAAAUAGAAAUAAAUGUGUUUAGUUUGAUACUUCUGUGUUAAUAUCGAAUAAAAUAUAAUUAUAGUAUAUGGUUAAUGACAAGUGUUUCAAGUCUGCCAUUCGGCUGAGCAUAAGGAAUACAAUAUAUGAAUUUGUAACUCAAUUUAUACAAACACGAUGAUGACGAAGAAAAAUAAAAUAAAUUACCUGAACAAUUACAUCAAAA